UAUUUAUUAUUCCUCUAUUGCUCUUCUAUUCUUCACAAUUUUGUUUCAUUAUUCUCACUCUUCUUUGUUCUGAUACGUUGAUUAAUUAAGUUCUAUAAAAAAAGAGAUAAAGAAGAUGAUGCAUAUGACAUUGUAUUGGGGCAAGAAGGUAACACUUCUCUUCGAUUCAUGGAAGACCGAGUCAUGGCUGAGUUACUCAAUGAGUCUACUCGCUUGCCUUGUGGUGGCUGCACUCUACCAGUAUCUCGAGAAUCGAAGGAUUCGCCUGAGACUCGCCGGCGAGAGGAGGCUGCCACCUGUGGCGGCGGCUAUUCAGACACCACUUAUGGGGUGGAAGAUUUCAAGUGAUAAGGCGAAGUUGGGUGGGAAGUUGAUUGGAUCGGUUCUUUUUGGCGUGAAUUCUGGGAUUGGGUACUUGUUAAUGCUUGCUAUUAUGUCCUUCAAUGGUGGGGUUUUUGUGGCCAUUGUUUUGGGUCUCUCAAUUGGGUACUUGUUAUUUAGGAGUGAGGUUUUUGAAGAUGAUGUUGGUGGUGUUGGUGAUAGGACUUGUGCUUGUGCUUAAUUUAUAAUAAUAUAGUCAAACAUAUCAAAUUAUGGAAGGUUUUUCAAAUAUCAACUUCCUAUAGAGAUAAGCAUGCGAGUUUCCAAUUUUUUUUUUAUUCAUUGAGUUUAAUCAAUCACUGUGAUUUGUGAGAUAAGAUACUUUUCUUUUCCUUUAUUGUAUUUUUUGUUGUGCUGAUGUUGAGUUGAUAAAUAAACUGUAUUGUUUGCGAUCAUUUAGAAGUGCUAAUAAGAGUAGCAACAUUUUAGAUUCUGAAUUGUGUUUGUUUAGGGUCUAAUUGCUUUUGUUGUUUUGGAUUUUUGGUUGGACCAUAUAUUGAG
Messenger RNA from Arachis duranensis, 882 nucleotides. RefSeq names its product copper transporter 5. NCBI's taxonomy places the organism in Eukaryota, Viridiplantae, Streptophyta, Magnoliopsida, Fabales, Fabaceae. The transcript has a single exon. Gene Ontology annotation, cellular component: plasma membrane. The record is from RefSeq and is a predicted model, not a curated record. Bases 116 to 562 code for a protein of 148 amino acids. Gene Ontology annotation, molecular function: copper ion transmembrane transporter activity. Gene Ontology annotation, biological process: copper ion transmembrane transport; intracellular copper ion homeostasis.